CAGAAUUUUCUCGUUUCAGCUAUGUCAUAAUUUAAAAAUAGAAAAUAUGAGAUGAUAUAAAUAAACUCUGUUAAAUAUAUAUAAAUAUGUUGUAAUUAAAUACUAUUAAUAAAGACUUAAUAUAGCACAUCAAAUUAAUAUGAUUAGAACAGUGGUUCUCAAACUACACCUUCCCACGAAUUUCCUCAAUAAAGUUUUUGACAGACCGUAAUAAAAUACAAUUUUUGGCGAACCUAUCAGAGUGGAAUUAAUUUUUCCUCUUAAAUAACAUUAUGAAGUCUUUAUUAGAUACAGAGAAAACUGUCACACUGUCGAUAAUUUGAGAAACUCUGGGUUAGAAUAGAGGCAGGAAGAUAACACUACUAAUAGUGUCUAUGAAAUCUAUUUUUAAUCUGGCACAUUUAAUUUCGUUCGAAUCGUGGGGCGAACACAGUUUAAAAUAAACUUGAAACAAUCUAGUAACAUCUGGACAGUUCUGAAUCCUUUUUAACGCGAUGCAGAAGCUGUACCGGCCACAGUAUUGCAUUGUAGACUUUCGAAAGUGUUACCGGUAAUCAAACGUUUGACGGGUGUAUCUCUGAUUCAUUGACAAAUCCAUCUAUUUUCUAUUAAAACAUCUUCUAUCAUGACAAAAACAACUUUGACUGCACACGAAUGGAAAGAGAAGGGUAAUCAGGAGUUCAAUAAAGAGAAUUGGUCAGAAGCUUUGAGUUGUUAUACGAAUGCCUUGAAGCUCACAGAUGAAGACAAUUCUGAAAAAGCUGUAUAUUAUAAGAAUCGUGCUGCUGCAUACUUGAAACAGAAAGAAUAUAACAAAGCUGUUAUGGACUGCGAUGAAGCUCUUAAAAUAUGUCAGAAUGAUCCCAAAGCAUUAUUUCGCAGAUGUCAAGCAUUGGAAGCAUUAGAAAGAUUUGAAGAAGCUUAUCGAGAUGCAAGAUAUAUUAUUUCAGCAGAUCCUGGCAACAAAGCUAUACAACCCAUUGCUGCACGAUUACAUGAAAUUGUACAAGAAAGAUACAAACAAAAUUCUCGUGUCAGUGCCAAGGUAUCGCAAAUGAUGGAUAUUGCUUUUCAAAUGGAAGGAGAUAGUGAAAAGCGUAAAACAGCAAUGAAUAAUUUACUUGUUCUUGUGUGGGAAAGAGCAGGAGCAGAAGUGAUGUAUAAGGAGGGAAUUGUUUCUAAAAUCAUGAAAAUUCUAAAGCUUGAAAAGAAUGAAGAAAUAAUAACAGAUGCAAUUAGGAUCAUUGCAGAAUUGUGUAAAGAUAACAUUAGUCGGACUAAAAGUAUUCUGCAAGAUAUUGGUAUACCUUGGUGUUUAGAAAUGAUCAACAGCAAAGUUACAGAAAGAGUAAAUGCUGCUCAAUAUUGCUUACAGACUAUACUUAAUACUUAUAGUGGGAUGGAUAAUAAACCAGAUUCGAAACCAAAAAAAGAAUUAUGUGACAAAUACCACAAAGAAAUUGAUACUAUUUUAUCCUGUCUUUUAUACAGUGUAACAAGUAGAACUAUCUCUGGAAUAGCUAGAGAUGCAAUUAUAGAACUUAUUAUGCGUAAUAUUCAUUAUACUGCUCUAAAUUGGGCAGAACGUUUAGUUGAACUUCGCGGCUUACAACGUUUAAUGGAGGUAGCAAGUGAACUUGAAGAAUAUAAGUAUGAAUCUUCAAUGAAUAUUACAUCAUCUACUAGAACUGUGACCAGUGUAUGUCUAGCAAGAAUUUAUGAAAAUAUGUAUUAUGAUGCAGCAAAAGAAAGGUUCAGUGAUGCUAUCAAUGAAUACAUUAAAGAUAAAUUACUUACACCAGAUAUGGAAUCUAAGGUUCGUGUUGUAGUUGCAAUAACAACUUUAUUGCUCGGUCCAUUGGAUGUUGGAAAUACGAUAAUCGCUAGAGAAGGUAUCUUGGAAAUGAUACUUGUUAUGGCUGGCACAGAUGAUCUAUUGCAACAAAAAGUUGCUUGCGAGUGUAUUGUUGCUGCUGCAUCCAAAAAAGACAAGGCCAUCGCAAUUAUAAAUCAGGGCGCGAAUAUCUUAAAAAAAUUAUAUCAAUCUAAAGACGAUUCUAUCAAAGUACGCGCUUUGGUAGGGUUAUGUAAAUUAGGAAGUUCGGGUGGUACGGAUGCAACUAUAAGACCAUUUGCCGAUGGUGCAACAAAAAGAUUAGCAGAAGCUUGUAGGAGAUUCCUAAUUAAUCCUAAAAAACAGAAGGAUAUGAGAAAAUGGGCAGUAGAAGGAUUAUCGUAUCUUACUUUUGAUGCGGAAGUUAAAGAAAAAUUAAUUGAAGAUCGUGAAGCAAUUCAAGCAAUGAUAGAACUUGCUAAAACUGGAGACCAAUCUGUAAUCUACGGUGUUGUUACAACAUUAGUAAAUUUGUGUAAUGCUUAUGAUAAACAAGAAAUGAUACCAGAGAUGGUAGAAUUAGCUAAAUUUGCUAAACAUCAUAUACCCGAAGAACAUGAACUUGAUGACGCAGACUUCGUAAACAAGAGAUUGAUUUCUUUGGCUAAAGCUGGUGUUACGAGCGCCUUAGUUAGUCUCUCUAAAACUGAAAGUCAAAACAGCAAAGAAUUAAUAGCACGCGUUUUCAAUGCAAUUUGUAGCCAACAAGAAGUAAGAGGAAUUGUUGUUCAACAAGGUGGAGCAAAGGCCCUUUUACCAUUGGCUUUAGAUGGAACAGACAAAGGAAAAAAACAAGCAUCGCAAGCUCUCGCUCGUUUAGGAAUUACAAUAAAUCCAGAAGUUGCAUUCCCUGGACAAAGGAUAAUGGAAGUAGUUCGUCCAUUCAUAAAUCUUUUAAAUCCCGAAUGUUCCGCGCUUGAAAAUUUUGAAGCCUUGAUGGCUUUGUGCAAUUUAGCAGGUAUUAACGAUAACAUUAGAAAACGAAUUCUGAAAGAAGGAGGCUUUCAAAAAGUUGAGGCUUAUAUGUUUGAAGAUCACGACCUGUUAAGACGUGCGUCCGUUCAAGUAGUGAAUAAUUUAAUAAUGUGCGAAGAUACUGUAAAAUUUUACGAGGAAGAAAACGACAGAGUUAAAUAUUUAGUAAUUCUUUGCGAAGAUGAGGAUACAGAUACAAGUAUGGCGGCAGCAGGAGCUUUAGCUAUGUUGACAUCGGUUAGCAAAAAAUCGUGUAUGAAAAUAUUCGAUGCAAAAGAUUGGUUGGACGCACUCCGGUUUUUACUUGCGAAUCCAAAUCCUGAUUUGCAACACAGAGGAGUUGUAAUUGUUUCAAAUAUGAUCAAAAGCACGAAAGAAAUUGCAGCUAAACUAAUUGAAACCGACGUAAUGGAAAUUUUAAUGGCUUUAACAAAGAGUGAUACAGUGGAAAAUAAAAAAGUAAAAGAAAUAGCAUCUGAUGCAUUAAAAGUUGCAUCAGAAUGGAAACUUAUUAAGAGUGCAAAUGAAGAACAAACAACACAAACUACAAAUAAUUUGGAAAAUGUUGAAUAAACAAUGCAAUGUAUAAUUAAUUAUGAAAACCAUAAAUACAGCAUGAAAUGUAUAAUGAUAUUAUAUUUCAUAACAGCAUGAAGUGCCUUAAAAGAUAUGUCAGUCUGAUCUUUUAUAACAAAUUUUAUUUAUAUAGAUAAUGGAAUAAAGAACAUUGAUACUUACGAACUUUUUUUAGAAAUAGUCAAAUCAAAAGUAUUGCAUUUAUUAACAGUUUGAUAUUAUAUACUAUUGUUGCCAAUAAAAUUAUUUAUUUACUGUUUAAAAA
Messenger RNA from Hylaeus anthracinus, 3710 nucleotides. RefSeq names its product protein unc-45 homolog B (gene unc-45). Lineage: Eukaryota; Metazoa; Arthropoda; Insecta; Hymenoptera; Colletidae. The record is from RefSeq and is a predicted model, not a curated record. Gene Ontology annotation, molecular function: Hsp90 protein binding. The coding region runs from base 626 to 3442 and encodes 938 amino acids. The transcript has 5 exons.